GCCGCUAGGAGCCAGGAGGCAGCGUCACUGGUCCGGACCUUGUCGUGACCGCCCAGCAGUCACCCCUCCCGCGCCCCCCCCUCCACUGCUUGUUCGAGCGGCGUGUUUACUUCUGGUACCCGGGUCCCCUCCUCUGUGUCAUCUCCCUGCAUUCUAGUCCUCUAGUCUCCAUGGAGCAGCUGCUGCGCGCCGAGCUGCGCACCAAGACACUGCGGGCCUUUGGGAGCUCCGGGGCCGGCUGCAUCAGCGAAGGCCGAGCCUACGAGACCGACGCUGGUCCGGUGUUUGUCAAGGUCAACCGCAGGACGCAGGCCCGGCAGAUGUUUGAGGGAGAGAUGGCAAGCCUGGAGGCCCUCCGCAGCACUGGCUUGGUGCGGGUACCUAAGCCCAUGAAGGUGAUUGACCUGCCAGGAGGUGGGGCUGCCUUCGUGAUGGAAUAUUUGAAGAUGAAGAGCCUGAGCAGUCAGGCAUCAAAGCUCGGGGACCAGAUGGCAGAUUUGCACCUUUACAACCAGAAGCUCAGGGAGAGGGCCAAGGCCCGGGAGAACACAGUGGGCUGUGGGGCCGAGGGUGCAGAGCCCCAGGGUGUGACCAAGUUCGGCUUCAACACAGUGACGUGCUGCGGCUUCAUCCCACAGGUGAAUGAAUGGCAGGAUGACUGGCCAACCUUUUUCACGCAACACCGGCUCCAAGCACAGCUGAACCUCAUUGAAAAGGACUAUGCUGACCGAGAGACGCAAGAACUAUGGUCAAGACUACAGGUGAAGAUCCCGGACCUGUUCUCUGGUGUAGAGAUUGUCCCUGCCCUGCUCCAUGGAGACCUCUGGUCUGGCAAUGUGGCUGAGGAUGACCAGGGGCCCAUUAUUUACGAUCCAGCUUCCUUCUAUGGCCAUUCUGAGUUUGAACUGGCAAUCGCACUGAUGUUUGGGGGCUUCCCCAGAUCCUUCUUCACUGCCUACCACCAGAAGAUCCCCAAGGCUCCAGGGUUUGACAAGCGCCUGCUGCUGUAUCAGCUCUUCAACUACCUAAACCACUGGAACCACUUUGGGAGGGAGUACAGAAGCCCAUCCUUGGGCGUGAUGAGGAAGCUGCUCAGGUAGCAAAGGGCUGAGACCCAAUAAAAAGUCAAAUCAGGA
This is a messenger RNA of Arvicola amphibius (Eurasian water vole), 1136 nucleotides long. It is a transcript of the gene Fn3k, whose product is annotated as fructosamine 3 kinase. Lineage: Eukaryota; Metazoa; Chordata; Mammalia; Rodentia; Cricetidae. Gene Ontology annotation, biological process: fructosamine metabolic process. The record is from RefSeq and is a predicted model, not a curated record. The transcript is spliced from 6 exons. Bases 171 to 1100 code for a protein of 309 amino acids.